UGGGCGACCAAAGAUAGCAAAUUUCUUAACCACGAGGGCUAUGGCAUCGGCGAUGACGAGUACUCGAUUGCUUACGACGGGUGCAGACAAUUGAUUUGGUACAACGCCUCCAGUUUUCCUCAUCGCCACAAGUGUUGGAAACCCGGAGAUGUUUUGGGCUGUCUUUUAGAUCUUAAUAGCGAACACAUUAUAUUUUAUUUAAAUGGCAUUCCGUUAGAGCCGUGCAAACAUGUGUUUAAGAAUGCAAAGAGUGGAUUCUUUGCGGCGGCGAGUUUCAUGUCAUACCAACAAUGUCUGUUCAAUUUCGGCAGA
Molecule: messenger RNA, 312 nt
Organism: Medioppia subpectinata
Lineage: Eukaryota; Metazoa; Arthropoda; Arachnida; Sarcoptiformes; Oppiidae
Source: the annotation of a GenBank genome assembly